Canariomyces notabilis is the source of this 1836-nucleotide messenger RNA. Its product is annotated as DUF1692-domain-containing protein. The transcript has 4 exons. Gene Ontology annotation, biological process: endoplasmic reticulum to Golgi vesicle-mediated transport; retrograde vesicle-mediated transport, Golgi to endoplasmic reticulum. The record is from RefSeq and is a predicted model, not a curated record. Gene Ontology annotation, cellular component: Golgi membrane; endoplasmic reticulum membrane; COPII-coated ER to Golgi transport vesicle. Bases 244 to 1554 code for a protein of 436 amino acids. NCBI's taxonomy places the organism in Eukaryota, Fungi, Ascomycota, Sordariomycetes, Sordariales, Chaetomiaceae.
GUAAUCCCCACUUACGAGCUGAUGGUGAUGAUCGAGGGCUCAGCCUUGAGACUCCCGCCUGCUUCAUCCAGUUCUCAAUUGGUGUCACUUUGCUCCUGCGUUGGACUUCGUUUAUUCGUACACUUGCAACAUUAUCGAUUGAUGAUCUGGUAGCCCAAAUUUGCCCGGCAGACCCAGGCCCGCGACGUGGAACCUUGAAGCGCUUUCGGGGUCAGCGCGCUUACGCAGCUCCCGAGAGGCAAGAUGCCUGCGAAGUCGAGGUUUACGAGGCUAGACGCCUUCACAAAGACAGUAGAAGAUGCGAGAAUCAGGACAACAUCCGGUGGCAUUGUCACGAUAGUGUCGCUGAUCGUCGUUCUCUUUCUCUCAUGGGGAGAAUGGGCCGAUUACCGGAGAGUAGUCGUACAUCCAGAGCUGGUCGUGGACAAAGCGAGAGGCGAGCGGAUGGAGAUCCAUCUCAACAUAACGUUUCCCCGGGUGCCCUGCGAGCUACUCACCCUCGAUGUCAUGGAUGUCUCGGGAGAGCAGCAACACGGCGUUCAGCACGGUGUGACAAAGACUAGGCUGCGGCCGGUGAGCGAAGGUGGUGGCGACAUUGACAGCAAGGCGUUGGCCCUACAUGCGGCAGAGGAGGCGGCCUCUCAUCUUGACCCAUCAUACUGCGGGCCUUGCUACGGCGCCAACCCGCCAACUACUGCCCAGAAGCCUGGAUGCUGCAACACUUGCGACGAGGUCAGGGAUGCAUACGCGCAGCAGGCAUGGGCCUUCGGUAGGGGUGAAGGCAUCGAGCAGUGCGAGCGGGAACACUACGGCCAGCGGCUCGACGAGCAAAGGAAGGAAGGCUGCCGCAUCGAGGGAGGACUGCGCGUGAACAAGGUCAUUGGCAACUUUCACAUUGCCCCUGGCAGAAGCUUCAGCAACGGCAACAUGCACGUGCACGACCUGAAGAACUACUGGGACACGCCCGUCAAGCACACCUUUACCCAUACGAUUCACCAUUUACGGUUCGGCCCGCAGCUGCCUGAGAGCCUGCACAGUAAGCUGGGCAACAAGAACUUGCCGUGGACCAACCACCACCUGAACCCGCUGGACGACACACACCAAGAGACGGACGACGUCAAUUACAACUACAUGUACUUCAUCAAGAUUGUCCCAACCUCGUAUCUCCCCCUUGGCUGGGAGAAGUCGUGGGCCGGUUUUAGGGAGGAGCACCAUGCCGAGCUCGGCUCGUUCGGAGCCCUGUCCGACGGCAGCCUCGAGACACACCAGUACUCAGUGACGAGCCACAAGCGGUCUCUCGCCGGUGGAGACGACAGUGCGGAGGGCCACAAGGAGCGCCUGCACUCCAAGGGUGGCAUCCCGGGCGUCUUCUUUUCUUAUGAUAUUUCUCCUAUGAGAGUUAUCAAUAGGGAGGAAAGAGCCAAGUCGUUCCUGGGAUUCGUGGCUGGCCUAUGUGCCAUCAUUGGUGGCACCCUGACUGUUGCGGCGGCGGUUGACCGGGCCCUGUUCGAGGGCAGCGCCAGGCUCAAGAAGCUGAGAUCAAAGGAGCUCUGAGGGGAUGAAUAUUCACCAGGUGGGGUUUUGGCAGUCACACGAAUCCUGUGCUUUCUUCGGUGUUUCUAUUAUCUGCUAUCGCUGUGCGGGUGUCUUGAUUUUGGCCAAGUUCUUUCCGGCCACUUGUAUAUAGUUAUAGUGUCUUGGAUGCAUAGGAGAGGAGUUAACGGCUAGUUGGGAAAAUGGACAUUGUAUCCUUUCUGCUUUCCGUACAGAGUGCAAGGCCGUGGCCAAGGACCGGCCGCUACACCAAGUGUGCUAGCUGUGGACUUGGUACUUCGU